Molecule: messenger RNA, 3213 nt
Organism: Scatophagus argus
Lineage: Eukaryota; Metazoa; Chordata; Actinopteri; Scatophagidae
Gene: gtpbp1
Product: GTP binding protein 1
Exons: 14
Coding region: 238-2286 (682 amino acids)
Biological process (GO): translational elongation
Molecular function (GO): translation elongation factor activity; GTP binding; GTPase activity
Source: RefSeq, a predicted model, not a curated record
UCAUUACGUGUUGGCAGUUUUAUUUUUAAAUGGCUGGAACUGACGGUUUGUAAACAAGCAGCAUGUUACUGUAACGUUAACAGAAUUGAUACUAUACAGGUUGACUAAACUAAUUUGUAGCUCAGCUUACUGACAGCUCGGGGUGUUCUGUCUAGUGUGUACGUAUGUUUUGUUGCCAGCCGUCAUCGCAGCAGCUUGGGACAGCUUGAAAUUUAUUACUGCAAGGCUGGCAUAGAAAUGGCAUCAAUAGCAGCGGCGCAUGAGCCUGCCAUAAGCACAGGCUCCAUACCGCUGGCUGACGCUUUAGUCCCCGCAAGUAUUUUUGCUCCGGAUCGGGGAGGAUGCGGAGACGACGCCGGGGACGAGUGCUUCGAGGACGGGGACAUGUUAAAUGGCGAGCCCGAGGACCAUGGGGUUGACUUCACCAACAAGCUGGCACUUGUUAGCCCAAAUGGAGAGCAGUAUGACUCGUUGCUCCGUCAGCUCCGGGACAGGAUGGAAGAGGGAUGUGGUGAGACCAUCUAUGUGGUUGGGAUGGGCUCAGAUGGUGGUGACUGGGGUCUGGAUGAGAAGGAUAUGGAGGCCUCCGUAGCUACGGUGCACUCUAUGUGUGAGCAGCUGGAUGCUGACCUCAUCCCGCUCCGGGAGCGCAAUGAAGCUGCCGGUUUGGUGCGCGACUAUCUGAUCCGCCGGCGUGUGGGUGAGCUGGACUUCCUGGAGGUCAGGGUUGCAGUUGUGGGUAAUGUGGAUGCUGGUAAGAGUACUCUGCUGGGCGUGUUAACGCAUGGAGAGCUGGACAAUGGCAGGGGCUUUGCCCGCCAGAAGCUCUUCAGACACAAGCACGAGAUGGAGAGUGGCAGGACCAGCAGUGUGGGCAACGAUAUCUUGGGGUUUGACCAGGAGGGACAGGUGGUGAACAAACCAGACAGUCAUGGAGGAAGCCUGGACUGGACCAAAAUCUGUGAGAAGUCGUCCAAGGUCAUAACCUUCAUAGACCUGGCUGGCCAUGAGAAAUACCUCAAGACCACUGUGUUUGGGAUGACUGGACACCUGCCUGACUUCUGCAUGCUCAUGGUGGGCAGUAACGCAGGUAUCGUAGGGAUGACCAAAGAGCACCUGGGUCUGGCCUUAGCCCUGAAUGUGCCUGUGUUUGUAGUGGUAACCAAGAUAGACAUGUGUCCAGCCAACAUCCUGCAAGAGACACUGAAGCUGCUGCAGAGGUUACUGAAGUCUCCUGGCUGUAGGAAGAUCCCCGUCCUCGUACAGAACAAGGAUGAUGUCAUAGUCACAGCUUCAAACUUCAGUUCAGAGAGGAUGUGCCCCAUCUUUCAGAUUUCCAACGUGACUGGAGAGAACAUGGACCUGCUCAAGAUGUUCCUCAAUCUGCUCUCCUCCAGGACUUCCUACCGAGAUGACCAGCCAGCUGAGUUUCAGAUAGACGACACCUACUCUGUGCCGGGAGUGGGAACAGUAGUAUCAGGAACUACUUUACGUGGACUCAUUCGCCUGAAUGAUACAAUGCUACUGGGGCCGGACCCCUUAGGCAGCUUCAUUCCCAUUGCUGUCAAAUCAAUCCAUCGCAAGAGAAUGCCUGUGAAGGAGGUCAGAGGUGGCCAGACUGCCUCAUUUGCUCUCAAAAAGAUCAAGCGUUCGUCCAUAAGAAAAGGCAUGGUGAUGGUUUCUCCGAGGCUGUGUCCACAGGCCACUUGGGAGUUUGAGGCUGAGAUCUUAGUGCUGCAUCAUCCCACUACGAUAUCCCCCAGAUACCAGGCCAUGGUCCACUGUGGCAGCAUAAGGCAGACAGCCACCAUCUUGUCAAUGAACAGAGACUGCUUACGGACAGGGGACAAAGCUUCAGUCCACUUUCGCUUCAUCAAAACCCCUGAGUACCUGCACUGUGACCAGAGACUGGUGUUCAGGGAGGGUCGUACCAAGGCUGUUGGUACCAUCACCAAGCUGUUGCAGUCCACCAAUAAUAUGCCAUCAAAUUCCAAACCUCCACAAAUCAAAAUGCAGUCUACAAAGAAGGCACCCCUCCGAAAAGAGGACGGCACGACGGCAGCUGGUGAAGACGGCCCAACGAUAGCACAGUCAGCUGGCCCGAAUUCGACACAACCUGGAGAGGGAGAUGAAGACCCUCAAAUAAAGGAGGGCAACAAAGAGAACAAGCCAAAGUCUGGGGGAGGUGGAAGGAGAAGGGGUGGCCAGAGGCACAAAGGAAAAGGCCAGAACAUCAGCGCCAACUCCACAGCAGCUCCCUCCUCGUCAGGAAUAGGAAGCUGCUGAGCUGCCUUCUUGUCCCGUUUAUCUCCCUCUCUGCUUUCACUCCACCAAGUGUCUUCAUUCCACAAACCAUGUUUGGAGCAAGACACUUCACUCUUAUUACGCCUUGCCUUUUUUACACCAGUCCUACAGUUGUUUUUUCUUAAAGGGAACACAAAGGGAUAUACCCUUUAUAGAUUUUAAUGUCAGCUGCCUUUACUAUUUUAAAUGGUUUGGCUGAUGAAAGUCGGUGUGAUUUUGAGGUUGGCCUCAUUCAGGAUGAUGUUUAACUGUAUCUGUAUUUCAUGCGUCUAUAAAAUCUACAAUUCAGUCUUCUGGCUCAAUGCCAGUGGCAGGGAAAGAGGCUAAACCCAAAACAAGGGUCCAAUACCACUAUGAGCAGCUACAAAUGAAAGUCCCCCAUACAUUCCCUGUGUACUUGCAAUGAAAAACAUUUACUGUACUAUUUAUACUGCGUAUGUAAACUAGCUGUUAGUUGUGCUCUGAUUGGGAAGAUGCCAUUGUACAAAAUGUAUGCAAAUCAUAAAUGGAUGUAGCAGAGGACACAUAGUGAUUUCCAGUUCUGGAUAUAUUGAAAAUAUAAGCUGUUGCAUUUUAUAACUGUCAGUUAUUUAUUUGGCAUACAUGCAGAACAUAGAGUCUUGGAUGGUCUUAUAUCUUUCAGCCUGUUCUCACUUGCACUCUUAGAUUCAGUAGUAUCAUGUUUCCACGGUCAGUCAGUCAUGAUUAUAACCCUUAUUCCAAUAGUGUUAGUACAAACAAAUACAUCACAUAAUCCUAUCACUCAACAUUUGCUCAUGAUUUUAAGACAUGCAGUACUUGCAGUGCUACUUGUGACUCUGGUACCCCAUGCUUUAUGGCCUGUUGCUGUUGUGACAUUUUGAACACACUUUCUUGCUAAAACCGACCAUUAAUAAACAAGCUUUACUG